AUGCCCCAAUCCUCCCCGAUGUCAGCCAGCUCUGUAUUUCCGCUAGAGAUCUGCGAAUUUGUCAUCGACGCAGUAUACGACAUUCACCUUCACCACCCUCCCGAUUUUGUCUGGGAAUCAGACCCUGAACACGGACCUGAGCUACUGGACAACUACUACUGCCUUUCGAUACGGCAGCAGACACUUCGCGCUUGCGCGUUGACUUGUCGGGCCUGGCACAAACGUGCCGGAGUCCUACUCUGGAAACAUGUUGCAUUGACACACGAGCCCUCCCGCCAACUCGCCGCCUUCCUCGAAACCAUGGCUUCUGUCGCCUCCGACCAUCUAUCUUUACCUGCGGUCUUCUCGUUGCGGAUGUCUGGAGAGUGUAGGCGGGAGUAUGGCUGGAGCGGCUGGCCCAUACAGCCGUUACCCCACUUGAAGUUCCCCAUUGCACCAUCCGAGGAUUCCCCCGCCUAUAAAGGGAUGUCGUCGACCUUGGAUCGAAUCCGCCGACCACUAUUCCCAGCCCUCACAGAAAUCUAUCUCAGGGGGUGCACCUUCACCACGGCGUCCGACUUUUUCGAAUUCUUAUGGACGUGCCCUCAACUCUCCCAUCUCGCCAUGCAAGAUUGCGAUGUGCACACUGACGACGUGGACAUGACGGCGAUCGGGAAGACGCAAGGAUUCCAACACAAGCACAGGGUGAAGAUCCUCACAAAGCUCACCUCGUUGUAUAUCUACGACUAUCCUCUCACGACCAACUUGCGAACCGUCCCCGGCCAUCAAUUUGGAAGGGCUGUGACAUCGCUGCACAUCGGAUGCAUCUCAAUCGCGGACAUAGAUUUAAGCUUCGACCGGCCGUUCAUCUUCGAGCUCGCCACGAGCCUCCGCCGGCUGUCGUACCCGCGCACCAACCUCCGCACCCUUACCAUCCGCGCUGGAUAUCCCUGCGACGGAGAUCUGGAACAUUCGAGUUGCUCUACCUUGUUUGGCCCCGAAGAGCCUCAAGCGAACCUCCCCGUGGCGCGGGUCCUCUUUCCGAAACUGUCGCGGCUUGAGGUGGAUAUCAGGCGUGGCAACGUUGACGAAACCCGAGACGCGUGCUUCCAGCGCAUCGCGUCUGCGCUUCCGAGCAUGGUGGACGUACUGCGCUUUAGGGACCACAGGGAGGUGACGUUCGCGGUCGUCGAUGGCCGACUUCAAGCGGUCUCCGAGUAG
Messenger RNA from Trametes versicolor FP-101664 SS1, 1200 nucleotides. RefSeq lists its product as uncharacterized. The record is from RefSeq and is a predicted model, not a curated record. The coding region runs from base 1 to 1200 and encodes 399 amino acids. NCBI's taxonomy places the organism in Eukaryota, Fungi, Basidiomycota, Agaricomycetes, Polyporales, Polyporaceae. The transcript is spliced from 3 exons.